Komagataella phaffii GS115 is the source of this 1146-nucleotide messenger RNA. RefSeq lists its product as hypothetical. Gene Ontology annotation, biological process: attachment of spindle microtubules to kinetochore. The record is from RefSeq and is a predicted model, not a curated record. NCBI's taxonomy places the organism in Eukaryota, Fungi, Ascomycota, Pichiomycetes, Pichiales, Pichiaceae. The transcript has a single exon. Gene Ontology annotation, cellular component: mitotic spindle; DASH complex; mitotic spindle pole body. The coding region runs from base 1 to 1146 and encodes 381 amino acids.
AUGAGUAAGGAGAAAAGUACACGGCGGUCAAUAUUUAUACCGCCUAGUUAUUCUGAUCAAAAUGAAACGCAGCAGAAAACUAUGGAGCUUGAAAACUUGGAGCAAGAGCUUACUCUGACUCUUCAACAAAUAGACAGUGACUUAACAAAAACUAAUAGAAUAAUCAACGACUCCAUAAUACCUGUGAUGCGUCGGUACGGCGCAGCUUCUCAGGGCGUUUGGCAGGGUGUUAAGGUUUGGAAGUCUUUUUUUGAGGCCAGUGCUAAUGUGCAGUUAUCCGGUUAUGAUGAAGCAAUGGAAUCCUAUGAUGAUUCCACUCUGCACAACAAGAAUUCCGUAAAUACAGGAAAGGAUUCCGCAAAGGAGUUCAAUGACGAUGGAAAUACGGGUGCUGUUUCAAAUCACACUACUGACGACAUACAAAAAAGGUAUAGAGAAUCCCAUCGGAUAUUUGAACAGAAACGUGGUCCCGAUGAUGAUACAAUGACGGAGUCAUUCCCAACGAGAAUCAAGAAUUCUACUCCUAACAAAACAGGGAGAAGCUUCCAAUUUGACGAUAAUACUGCUUCUGUGUCUUUAGAUCCACCUUCUCCUACAUAUCACCAUCUCAAAGCACCAAAGGAACUGAGCUCAGAAAAAGAUACGAGCCCGAAUAAACAAACACAAAACCCAGAUCAACCAACAACAAGCUCCAUUUUUGACUCUUCAAAACUACAGCAAGCUCAGGAAGAACAGCGAAACAAGUUGAUGUUCAUGCAUCGUGCCUUGGAUAAUGUUUGGCAGGUACAAAUGACUCCCAAGAAGCGAGAGAAUACACCAAUAGUGAAUAGCAGAACACCAAAGAGGCGGAGCGAACAUAAAGUAAGGAAAGCACCUCAAUAUGAUUCGUCACCCUUUAAUGCUCCUGAACCUCCCCAGCUUCAAUCAGACUUGAGACUUUCAAUGCCUAGCUCACCAUUGCGACAAGUAGAUGAUGAUCAAGACGAGUCCUUCAUGGUAGCUCCUCAGAUAUCAGUAGAAACGAAGAAGAUGUCGGAAUCUACUCAGAAAGAGCAGUUGUUCGACGAAAUUGAGCUUCCAGAAUCUACAGAGAUAGAAGACACAACGUUGAAGAAGAUACCAGGAAAAUACGCAGAUUCUAAAUAA